GAUUUCUUUGUAGCACUGCAACCACAUUACUGUGAUUUCCAGAGCAGUCUCCUUUGUUGGCGAAACGCCGGGGUAACUAUCAACUAUGGCGAACUCAGAGGAGCUUGAUCCCAACUUCCCUCCAGGCCUUCACUUGGUCUCCGCCUUCCUCGCCAUGGAGCCUUCCGACUCGUUAAUCUCCAUUGCAAGGUAAUUCCAUCUCUAUCCCUAAUGCGAUAGCUCAGCUUUAGCAACUGGUAUGGCGGCUGACGAGUUGCCAGUGUUUCUUUAUUGUGUUUGAUAUGUUAAGGGCGUGCGGCGGAGGGAUGGUUUCAGAGAAUGUCCAGAGGUUUAUAUGGGAGCACUGCAUAAACCAAGCUGUAAGUAGAGUAACUAUUAAUUGAAUUGAAACCCUUUCUUUCUGCUCCUGAUUAAACCCUUUUGACAUGGAAGGUGCGAACUUGGCUUCCACUUUGUGAAUUUUACGUCUGGAAAUAAGCUUGGUUCUUUCUUUUCACAGAUGGUAAGAGUUAGGACCUGGAAAUACAUGUUUGUGUGGAAUUUUAUCUUUACUGCUCUGGCUCAAUGUCUAGUUGAUGGUCUGUGCGUGUAUUGAGGAUAGGUUCUCUUGAACUUUCAAGUUGUCCCAAAUCGAGAAAGUUGGUGGUUCCUCUCAAUUGCUCCCUUAACAUGCUCGAAGGGGAUACCGGGUAAGCAGUAUAUUUCUGAUUGUUUUUUUUUGUAUAAUGGUGAUUGCUUUCUGAUUUUUAUAUCAUUGUUUACAACUGCACCUCCAUGUUCUUCCCUCGUGUUAGUUUUUGCUCUUGAUUUCCUUCCUCGUCACAUUUUAUUUCUAUCAAAUCUGUUGUAGUCUAAUUGCAUUUAAGUAGGCCAACCGCUUUCUACGAUUCCAAGCUUUGGAACUUUGUGUUCAUAAAGAUGUCUUGCUUUCUUUCUGGAACUCGGGAAAACAAAUCUUGAUCAAACUAUAUUUUCCCGAUGGAUUCAAUAUGUUAAUGGUAAAAUUUUGUAAUGGGCUUGAUACUUAAAUCUACUUAUGUUUUCAACGGAUAGUCCUGCCUUUAAUGGAGCGUAAAACAUAUGGAAGUUCACUUUCACUGCCGUUCAUUUCACACUCCCUCUUAUUUGUUUCCGAUACCACUAUCCAUGGAUUCUGGAAACUAACAUUGUACUGCACCGUCAUUUAAUUGUUGCAGGUGUUCUGUUUGGCCUUCAAGUCUGUAUUUGUCUGAGUUUAUACUUUCUUUCCCAGAUAGAUUCUCCAAUAAAACCUGCUUUGAAGUAGUGGACAUGUUAAGGAAUAUAUAUCUUCUCUUAUUUGUGCCAACUUUGUUGUUUAAGAAAGUCAGGAUGUAUGCUGUAGCUGGCUGUAAUUCUACUCAUCUUGCUCUUAGUCUUCCUUUUUUGAGUUGUUUCCUUGAACUGGUUUUCAUAAUGACUUACUGAAUGUCAAAUCAGGUUGGUUCUGGCGUUGGCUUGGUUGGAGUUUGUCUUUCUCAUGUCAAAGCUUCGAAGGUAACUGAUAUGAGAACUAAGUAUCAGAUUAUCUCUGAUUGUAGGUUCUCAUGGGUUUAUUAGCUUUAUCGUUUUGCCUUUGCUUCUCAGGCAUAGGUGCAGUUCUGAUUUCUGUUCAUUUUUUAUGCUAUGAUCAUAGGGCUCUGGAGUUACUAGUAUUCAAGUAAAAAAAAAUCUGAUGUAAUCUGCCAUAACUGCUGUAGUUUCCACUCACUGCAGGUUGUAUUAUCUGAUGGUGAUCUGUCAACUUUGGCUAAUAUGAAGCUUAAUUUGGGAUUAAACCGUAUAAGCACCAGAAUGGAUAUGCAAGAGAAAUGUGGCAAGGAGCUAAACUUGGUAAAAUCUGACUCCGGGAGUAAUUCUGAGGUGCAAUGUAUUCACCUGUCAUGGGAAUCUGCUGCUGAAGCUGAACUUCAGGAGUUCAUGCCUGACAUAGUUUUAGGUGCUGAUGUAAUCUACGACCCCGCAUGCCUCCCUCAUCUUGUUAGAGUACUUGCAACCCUAUUGAAGCAAAGGCAAGUAACUUCUCAGACAAGGAACAGCAACUGCCAGGAGGACAUUGUCAAUGAAGGCAGAGCUGAAGAAUCUGAGAAUGAUGAACAAGCAUCUGCUGAGUCAAUGACAACCCCAGUGGGUUACAUUGCUUGUGUGAUACGGAACAUUGAUACCUUCAAUUGUUUCCUAGACCUAGCAGAGCAGGGUGGCCUUACAAUCACAGACAUAACCGAUACAGCAAGGCCAUUGAAGUUACUUCCUUAUAUGAGCUCUUACGAUCCUUCUAGUAUCCGUUUAUUUACUGUCACUUCCAAAUGCUGAAAAGAUCCAAACGUUUAGUUACUUUCCACCCUAAAAAGAUUCGUGCUUUCUCCAAAUAGCAGUCGGUCUGCAUGUUCAUGUGAAAGUUCUUAGGUGAUUUUGUUCUAUACCUCCUUUUCCCGUGAAUCGAAAGCCUUUCUUUCCAUGUGGGCCUAGAUAUUCACUUUCACUACCCACACAAUCAAGCGACAAAGUCGCCGUUCUUUCCCCUCUACAACAAAUACAUUACUAGAAAAGAGAUUCACGGGUGUCAAUGAGAUUCUGGCAGAUUCCCGGACGUUUUGUUUUUUAGCAAAAUAUUUCUGAAAAGAUUCCGUCCCAUCCCUCUCCCCUGGCUCUGCAAACCAAAAAGAUUAAAAGACCAUGGCAAGG
This is a messenger RNA of Linum trigynum, 2703 nucleotides long. The record is from the annotation of a GenBank genome assembly. NCBI's taxonomy places the organism in Eukaryota, Viridiplantae, Streptophyta, Magnoliopsida, Malpighiales, Linaceae.